Myotis myotis is the source of this 2391-nucleotide messenger RNA. RefSeq names its product lecithin retinol acyltransferase (gene LRAT). Gene Ontology annotation, biological process: retinol metabolic process. The transcript is spliced from 3 exons. Bases 218 to 910 code for a protein of 230 amino acids. NCBI's taxonomy places the organism in Eukaryota, Metazoa, Chordata, Mammalia, Chiroptera, Vespertilionidae. Gene Ontology annotation, molecular function: phosphatidylcholine-retinol O-acyltransferase activity. The record is from RefSeq and is a predicted model, not a curated record.
CCGCGCCUGGAGCGCCCGGGAGCCCAGGUGCGCUUCCUUGCUGGCUGCUCGCCGCACGGGUCUCACUGUCUCCUCCGCCAGCCGCCGCCAGGUCCUCACCCGCCUCAGUCCCAGAGCAGUGCCACCCCUAGGCGUCUCCCCCUUUCCUUUUUCCUCUCCCUUCCUCCCAGGCCGUCGCUGUCGCCUCCCCCCGCGGCAUUGGUCCGCCGGCCGCAGGAUGAAGAACCCAAUGCUCGAGGUGGCGUCCCUGCUGCUGGAGAAAUUGCUCCUCAUCUCCAACUUCAAGCUCUUCAGUUCAGGCGCCCCGGGCGAAGACAAGGCAAGGAGCAGUUUCCAUGACAUCAACUCCUUCCACCGCGGCGACGUCCUGGAGGUGCCCCGGACCCACCUGACCCAUUAUGGCAUCUACCUGGGCGACAACCAUGUCGCCCACAUGAUGCCCGACAUCCUAUUGGCUCUGACCAAGGACAGGAGGCUCACGCAGAAGGUGGUCUCCAACCAGCGUCUCAUCCUGGGCGUUAUUGGCAGGGUGGCCAGCAUCCGCGUGGACACUGUGGAUGACUUCGCCUACGGAGCCGAAAUCCUGGUCAAUCGCCUGGAUAAGUCCCUCAAGAAGAAGGCGCUGCUCAACGAAGAGGUGGCUCAGAGAGCGGAGAAGAUGCUGGGCACCACCCCCUACAGCCUGCUGUGGAACAACUGCGAGCACUUUGUGACUUACUGCAGAUUCGGCACCGCGGUCAGCCCCCAGGCAGACAAGUUUUGUGAGAAUUUGAAGAUAAUUAUUCGUGAUCAGAGAAGUGUUCUUGCUUCGGCACUCUUGGGAUUGGCGGCUAUAAUCUGCCUGGGCAUGGCAUCAUAUACUACUCUUCCUGCUAUUUUUAUUCCAUUCUGCUUAUGGAUGGCUGGCUGACUUCACAUCCUCAUGUCAGUGUGUGUAUUUUGUGUGUAAAUAUGUUUAUAUUUAUGGAGCACAAAUCAGUAUAAGCAUCGUCGAGAAAAAUGUGACCUGAAACAUUGUGUUCUGGAUAAAAAUGUGAUUAAGAAUCACACAAAGUGCUUACUGUGUAAGCCCAAGAACAAGGCUUUCUGAAUCUUCCUCAGGCAGUUACAUUUUAAAGCUCUGUGCAAAUCUUGGAAACCUGACAACUGUGAUAGACUUCAUCAUUACAAGAAAACCAGCCUCUAAGAUGAUGGCCACAGGAGAUAUUUUUUCUCUCUCUCCUGUAAUCACUUCUCUUCUCCAUUAGGCCAGAAUCUGAAGAUCAGAAGACUUAUUGUAAACUUGAUUGUAAAUUUAUUCAUUGAAAAACUUAUAUUAAACUGAAAGAAUUUCCCUUGUUCAGAUGAAAACCUGUUUGAUGAUUGGCCUAAAAAGAAAUUCUCAAUCUUUUUUUUAUGUAUUAUAAUUCCCGAUAAGUCAAGAAUAUUUCAUUACUUGAAACCAUAUUAGCAAAAUUAAGGUUUACUGAUAAAAUAACUGACCAGAACUAUAGAAUCUGUGUUUUCCUGCAGAAAUUGCUACUAUAGCAUCAGUUGAACAAUUUGAUGUAGCUUUACUUAAUAGGAAGCCUAGCAUUCCCCCUCCCCCACCCCUUUUACGUGUCACUGUGAUUACUUUAAAGGACUCUAAGAGGUAAAUGGAUAUAGGAUUGCAAUAAUUUGGAUACUUGUAAUGCAUAUGUACCAAUUAAAUAUGCGGAUAUCCACAUACACUCAAACUGAUGAGAAAUUAGGUUUGUUCUUGACUGCUUUAUUAUCAUACCAGUGUGGUUACUAUAGAGCAUUUGUAGAGAUGAAUGUUACAACAGAUUUAGUCCAUUUUCUUAUGCCUUUGCCUGUGGUGUAACUUGCAUAUAUGACUGGAUGGUUUAGCUUUUAGAGCACUUACUAAUGUACUGUAUAAUUUUUAAAAGCCCUCAGAUUUGUUUUCUAGUCCAUUUUUUCCCAUUUCAUUGGCAAGUAUAGCUCACAUCCUUAAAAGAAGAAUGCCAUAGCAGCAUAUAAGCCCCAAACAAGUAGGACCCAAGGAAAUAACUGUUAGGGAUAAUUUGUGUCUUAGUACUUCCAGGCAUGUAAAUUGAUUAUACCAAGGCUGUUUUAAUAGUUGAGUUGCAAUGUAGUGGUGUUAAAGCAAGCAUUCAAGUACUUUAACCAAAAUUAACAAAUUCUACAAUUAAGCCAAAAGCUAGACUUGUAUUUCAAGUAUUAAAGUUACUUUACAAACUACCAAGAAUCACAAAAUAAGUCACAUAAUGAGUGGUAUGAGGAGGUGGGAUCAGUCACUCAAUAAUCCAACCAGAACAAAUUUCAGAGCAGAUUUUAGCAACUGAUAUUUUAUCACCACUAAAUGUACCCACAAUAAAUUCAGUGGGAGUUUAAUUUUGUGUUUAA